Messenger RNA from Cyphomyrmex costatus, 2040 nucleotides. RefSeq names its product zinc finger and BTB domain-containing protein 14. Gene Ontology annotation, cellular component: nucleus. Gene Ontology annotation, biological process: regulation of transcription by RNA polymerase II. Bases 616 to 2040 code for a protein of 474 amino acids. Lineage: Eukaryota; Metazoa; Arthropoda; Insecta; Hymenoptera; Formicidae. Gene Ontology annotation, molecular function: protein binding. The transcript is spliced from 6 exons. The record is from RefSeq and is a predicted model, not a curated record.
AAGGGGGAAAAGACAGAGGGAGAAAGGGGAGAGGGGAAGAGCGAGUGAGAGAGAGAGAGAGUGAGACGGCGAUGUUCUCCCCGUGAAACGCUAAAAUAUAUACACGCGUAUAUAUAUAUAUAUAUAUGUGCGCGGGGGAUUUCGAGAGGCUAUAGCAAAGCGCACGACGGCGACGACGUUGAUGAUGAUGACGACGAGGACGAGGAUGAUGACAAUGAUGACGAUGACGAAGACAACGACGGCGGCGGCAACGUCGACGACGUACACGACUACUACUACGACGCCCGCGUGGGGGUUGCACGAAGACCCCCUGGUGGGGUUCUGGCCGCCGACCCUACAGUCCCCCGCUGGAAAUGAUAUCAGUCGCGACUCGGUCGAGGGAGCCCUAACACGUCGCCUGCGCUGUCGGCCGCGCCGUGCCCCUCGCAGAGUAUAUACCAGAAGUCUCAUUUCUCCCGUGUGACAUAUAUACAUUUAUCGCAAUACCGCCCUUCCAGCAAGUGUGUAUAUACAUUCCCUGUACCCGGUCGCCGCACGAAAACACCACCGCAGCUCCAACACACGAGGCCUACGUAUCGGAAAAGGAGGAAAGAUUAAUAAGUAAUACUCGAUAAAAUGGACAACAAUAAGACAUUCAACCUUACAUGGAACAAUCACUUGGCAAAUCUGUCAGGUUUGUUUGAAGCUCUUUACAGAAGUGGCUCCUUGACGGACGCGACUUUGGCUUGUCAGGGUGGCAUGUUGAGAGCCCAUAGGUUGGUACUAGCAGCGUGCAGCCCUUAUUUUGAAAGAGUCUUUAAGGAACAUUAUGGAGAACAACCCAUUCUCAUUUUAAAAGGUGUUGCUGUUGAGGAAAUGGAAUGCCUCUUGGAUUUCAUGUACAGAGGAUCCAUCGAUGUAGCGGAGGAGCAUCUUCCCUCGCUUAUAAAAACUGCCACCGAUUUGGAAAUACGUGGUCUCUCUGGGGAACCGAGAAAUCAGGAGAGCAACCGCAACCUCUAUACCAGGGUUGAGACACGGAUGCAACGAUGCCAUAUUGAAACUAGAGUACACACUACCGAAUACUUCAAAGAACCAUCGGUAAUUCCUUUCCUACCGAAACACUCAACCAUCAAUGCAAUGGAGGAUCACAUUAAAAUGGAUGACAUCGAAGUGGAAGAUGAUCCGAUGGUGAUUGAUGGGAAUGAGGAUAGCUUCGACGAGUUUCCGCGAUCCAUGGAAACGCAAAUUAGAUGUAUACCUCCUCCGAUGUAUAAGCGGGAAACUAGAUUUAAAGGGCAGAAGAGAGUAUCCGUGGGUCGUGUUACACGGAAUAACGAUCCACCGGAAUCGAGAUUAAAAGACUCCCCGCGAGAAUCAAAUUCUGAAGAUGCCUCAAGGAUUAUUGAAUGCGAGCCUAAUCUCAAUGACGGAUCGAUAGAUGCCACGAUAUCGGACAUACAAGAAACUUCAAAGAGUUCCGACGAACCGUUGAUGACAGGAUUAAAGAGGAAGUUCGAGAUCAUGAAUAAAACAGGAGGAAAUGAGGGAAGAGAAAGAGAGACAGGGAUCCUUAGCAGAUCUGAAAAAGCGCAACACAAACCCUUUACCUGCGACCUUUGUACUUUGGCUUUCACAAGAGCAUCACACUUGGCGAGGCAUAGAAGAGUGCAUACGGGCGAAAGACCUUUUGCUUGCAGUAUCUGCCCACGAAUGUUCGCUAGGCAAGACAAAUUGAAGCAACAUUUGGAUUCGCACUUGCAAUGGCCGAAGAUGAAGAGCGGUCAAACAGCCUCUCCGUCACCGACAAAAAACAAACGCGGCAGGCCACGUAAGGUUAAUUUGGAGCAAUCUGCAAUGGAAGAAAUUUUAAAAUUUGGUGAGUUUAGCUCUCUAUUGAACAAGUCCCAUUCCGCGAAUUCAACGAAUAAUAGUGAAAACUCUGGGAAUACUGGAAACGAUGGCAAGAGGAAAGAAGUGCAUCAAGACGGGGAUGACUCGUCUCACAGGGAAAAAGGCAACCGCGGCUGUCAAGUCGAAAAUGGUCUAGACAUUGUUUAA